This is a messenger RNA of Pelobates cultripes (western spadefoot toad), 867 nucleotides long. NCBI's taxonomy places the organism in Eukaryota, Metazoa, Chordata, Amphibia, Anura, Pelobatidae. The record is from the annotation of a GenBank genome assembly.
AUGAGAUGGAUCGGUGAGACUGAGAAGACAUUUAGUAAACAGAGACAGUUUGGGAAGAAAUGUAUGGAGCAGAGAUGGAUCGGUGAGACUGGGAAGACAUUUAGUAAACAGAGACAGUUUGGGGAGAAAUGUAUGGAGCAGAGAUGGAUCGGUGAGACUGCGAAGACAUUUAGUAAACAGAGACAGUUUGGGGAGAAAUGUAUGGAGCAGAGAUGGAUCGGUGAGACUGAGAAGACAUUUAGUAAACAGAGACAGUUUGGGGAGAAAUGUGUGGAGCAGAGAUGGAUCGGUGAGACUGGGAAGACAUUUAGUAAUCAGAGACAGUUUGGGGAGAAAUGUAUGGACCAGAGAUGGAUCGGUGAGACUGGGAAGACAUUUAGUAAUCAGAGACAGUUUGGGGAGAAAUGUAUGGACCAGAGAUGGAUCGGUGAGACUGGGAAGACAUUUAGUAAUCAGAGACAGUUUGGGGAGAAAUGUAUGGAGCAGAGAUGGAUCGGUGAGACUGAGAAGACAUUUAGUAAACAGAGACAGUUUGGGGAGAAAUGUGUGGAGCAUAGAUGGAUCGGUGAGACUGGGAAGACAUUUAGUAAUCAGAGACAGUUUGGGGAGAAAUGUAUGGAGCAGAGAUGGAUCGGUGAGACUGGGAAGACAUUUAGUAAUCAGAGACAGUUUGGGGAGAAAUGUAUGGAGCAGAGAUGGAUCGGAGAGACUGGGAAGACAUUUAGUAAUCAAAGACAGUUUGGUGAGAAAUGUAUGGAGCAGAGAUGGAUCGGUGAGACUGGGAAGACAUUUAGUAAUCAGAGACAGUUUGGGGAGAAAUGUAUGGACCAGAGAUGGAUCGGUGAGACUGGGAAGACAUUUAGGUAA